AUGGAUGUCAAUGUCCAGUUUAUGAGCGAUACAGCCGAGCGGCGACGUACUCAGAAUCGUCUAGCUCAGCGCAAGUUCCGCGAGAAGAGGAAGCGGAGGGUAGCAGAAAAUGCCGUUGAGACGCCUCAAGACUCAUCACAAUCGACGUCAACCGCCAAUAACAAUGGGAAUUUUCCAAUUAACUCUUUGCCUUCGUUCACAAGUGCGAUUCCCGCACUGGCGGGAGCCUUGCCUCCAGACGAAAUUCCGAUCGCUAGCACAGGUUCAGGACCGGUAGACAACUUCGAUCUCGAUGCGAUAGACCAGUUCUUGUACCAAACCAACCAUGAUUUCGCCUUCACUUUGUCCGAUUCAUUGCCUGUCCAGUCAAGCGCGACACGAUCAAAUUUCACUCAAAGCAAUUCCUCUGGUCCCGGUUCACGCAAGGCACCCCACAACAGCACAACAAGUGAUAACUCAGCGUCGCUCUCUCAAUCUGGGGAUAGCCACAGCCUGCCAUUACAUCACAUAACAUCCGCUUCUGAUAUUCGCCCAGAGAGUCCCCCCCUCCAGCCUCCGCAAUCACCCAACUAUGAUACGGUAUUGGAACUCAUCACAUCGGCCAGAAAUGACAAGGGAUGGAUUGGCCCGCUUCACAUCGCCGCUCAGAAGGGCCACGAGAGAAUUGUUCGAGUUCUUUUGCUCCAGGAUAACAUAGAUGCAAACAAUAAAGAUAGCGACGGUCGCACACCCUUGAUACACGCGGUGAUUGAGAAUCAUGAUUCUGUAGUCCGCCUACUACUCUCCCACGGUGCCAGGAUAGGCGUGUAUGAUUGCGAUGGUCGCUCUGCUCUGCACUGGGCUGUCUUGCAUCGGCGACUCGAGAUACUGAAGCAAUUGCUCGGGCAUCGCGCCAAGUACGAACCCGGUUUGGAUAUUGAUGUAUACGACAAUUAUGGCUGGACCCCAUUGCAUAUGUCAGUGGAUAGAGCUUUUGAGGCUGGAAUCUUGAUGCUCCUCCAGGAGGGCGCGGAUAUCAACGCUAAAGCACACAAAUGUCCGUACACGGGCACUAUCCUUCCGCUGAUGGAUGGAUAG
Molecule: messenger RNA, 1077 nt
Organism: Penicillium hordei
Lineage: Eukaryota; Fungi; Ascomycota; Eurotiomycetes; Eurotiales; Aspergillaceae
Product: ankyrin repeat domain-containing protein
Exons: 2
Coding region: 1-1077 (358 amino acids)
Biological process (GO): regulation of DNA-templated transcription
Cellular component (GO): cytoplasm
Molecular function (GO): protein binding; DNA-binding transcription factor activity
Source: RefSeq, a predicted model, not a curated record